AUGGCCCAGUUACCUACAGAGAACGUGAUUCGACCAUCGUUAUCCAGAAGAAACAGUCGGCCCUCCCUAUUAUCGUCGCUAUCGUCACUGUCAUCACUGCAUACGAAUAUCAUCUGGCAUCAUGACGUUGUUGUAGAGCAGCAGUCGCCUGCAACAGUAGCAAAGACGCUGGCACGGCUAAGUCCAGGAUGUAAUAAUCCCACAACGGCAGUUCGUCGUGACUUCAUUGUGGCACCUCCAUCUAUCGAAUCUCCCAGAUCAAAUUCAAGCUCAAGCUUAAGCUGCAGUCCCAGUACCACUUCACCGAUAUCAAUGCCCAUCGAUCACAGGAAUCUAUCCGCAAAGUCACCUUGUUUCGUCCAUUCUCAUCUAGAUAAGGGAGCCUCCCUACAAGACUGGCUCGAAGUCCAUGCAAAGGAGAACGAGUUAAUCGGAUCAGACGUCGGCGUCGCCAGGGCUCUUCAGCAACGUCAACACACCGUUGAGUUGCCUUGUCCUGAUGGGGGCAGCCAUACGCUCUCGGAAGAUGACGAGUCCGAUUCUUAUGGCGGCAACCUGACGAAACAGCUGGCGGAAACAGCAGUUGGGGUUCGUGAAAUGAGCAAGCAGCUCGGACGUGCUCGAAUAAGGUCCAAUAUCCAGAGUGUCCUCAUCGUGACCAAGGCCAGGGAUAACCGCCUCAUUAAGUUGACGCGCGAGCUUGCAUUGUAUCUGAUGCUCAAACCUCGUCAAGGGGGUCGGGGCCUCAUUGUCUAUGUAGACCAUCAACUGCGCAACUCAAGAAGGUUCGAUGCCACAGGCAUUCAGAGAGAUCAUCCAGAAUUGUUUGAGCCUCUCCCACGAAGACGGUCGUCUAGCAGCAAUUCUCUCUCUUCCUUAUCAUCGUCAUCCACUCAGCAAGAUGACUUUAACGGACACCAGGAAGGUCAGCUACGGUACUGGACCAGUGACAUGUGUAGCCAUAGUCCACAUCUAUUUGAUUUUGUCAUCACGCUUGGGGGAGAUGGCACUGUUCUUUUUACAUCAUGGCUCUUUCAGCGAAUUGUUCCUCCCGUUCUCCCUUUCGCACUCGGCUCCCUUGGCUUCCUCACUAAUUUCGACUUCGCUGACCACCAAGCGGUUGUAGACUCAGCCAUUGACUCCGGUAUUCGUGUCAAUCUACGCAUGCGAUUUACGUGUACAGUCUACCGUGCUGUGUUCGACAAGGGAAAGUGCCGCAAGGCUGUGAAAAAGGGUGAAACAGGUGAAAUUAUGAUGAAGGACGUCAACAAAGGAGGGUGGGAGGCACUCGAAGGAGGUUGGUCUGGCGGUUUUACCAGCUUGGAGGGCGGCAAGUGUUCAAAGGACAAGGAGAUCAUGUGCUUCACAACGAGACCAGUCGAAACGUUUGAGGUUCUCAAUGAUCUCGUGGUGGACCGGGGACCCAGUCCCUAUGUCAGCUUGCUUGAAUUGUUUGGUGACGAACACCAUAUGACAACCGUGCAAGCCGAUGGGCUUUGUGUAUCCACGCCCACCGGUUCCACUGCUUAUUCCUUAUCUGCCGGAGGGUCCCUGGUUCACCCUGAGAUACCCGCAAUCCUCAUCAGUCCCAUCUGCCCUCACACGCUAUCCUUCCGUCCCAUGCUUCUUCCCGACAGCAUGGAGCUUCGAAUAUGUGUCCCAUACAAUUCUCGUAGCACAGCUUGGGCAUCUUUCGACGGCCGAGGACGUGUAGAAUUGCAACAGGGUGAUCAUAUCAAAAUAACCGCUUCCAAAUACCCUUUCCCAACUGUUUGUGCGGAUAAACAGUCAACCGACUGGUUCCAUGCCAUCUCACGAACCCUGAAGUGGAAUGAACGCGAGCGUCAAAAAUCGUUUGUCGUAGUCGAAGAGGGCCCAUCACGGAAAUCUAGCACAGGGAAAACCAGGAGUCCUGAACAAAUGAAACAAGAUAACAUGUUGGACGCAACUCUGGAGGAUGAAGAGGAGGAUGAGACAACGUCUGACGAGGAAGAUGACAAGUUCGACAUUGAUGACUCAUCUCCUGAGGCUUCGACGAGGGGAGGCAAUACCAUCCAUAUUCCCAACGAGCUAAAACCCAGAGAAGCUGCAGUCGGUCUCGCAAAAGCCCGCGGGGAAGCGGGCUCCCAGACGGAUGACGAUUUACUCUCGACACCAGAGUUGGCUGCGUUUGCGCUCACUCAAGGACGUCGGCUCAAAUUCUCUCGUUCGGCUAAAUCUCGUUCGCGCUCAAGAUCAGGUUUGCGUUCUGGCGUUGAUACUCCAGGACGGUUCGCUGGACCCGCACACCGUCCGCCUCAUAUUAGUGCUCAUCACAUUGACCAUCAAUUAAGGACGCCAUCCCCCGCACUCUCAAAUUCCUCGGAUGACUCGUUGUCGAACAUGGACGCCGCUCAGCGCGGCGCUCGUGAUGAUAUAUAUUCUCGAGAGCAAUACUUGAGUGCUCGUAGUCGCAUUCCCAAGGACAGAGAAUUUGACGACAAUCUUCAGACUCCUACUAUGUCAGAUACACUCGCGGGACGCAGAAACCAUCAUAGAGUCGAUUCGAGGGAUUACGACCAACAUCAUCCACGUGCCUUUGCUGUCUGGGGUAAUGACGAGUCUGACAGUAAUGCAAGUGACAGUGAUGCCUAA
Molecule: messenger RNA, 2634 nt
Organism: Suillus paluster
Lineage: Eukaryota; Fungi; Basidiomycota; Agaricomycetes; Boletales; Suillaceae
Exons: 7
Coding region: 1-2634 (877 amino acids)
Biological process (GO): NADP+ biosynthetic process; NAD+ metabolic process
Molecular function (GO): NAD+ kinase activity
Source: RefSeq, a predicted model, not a curated record